This is a messenger RNA of Limulus polyphemus (Atlantic horseshoe crab), 2242 nucleotides long. RefSeq lists its product as uncharacterized. The record is from RefSeq and is a predicted model, not a curated record. Lineage: Eukaryota; Metazoa; Arthropoda; Merostomata; Xiphosura; Limulidae. The transcript is spliced from 3 exons. The coding region runs from base 285 to 2234 and encodes 649 amino acids.
UUCAGGAAGACUAUUACUGCCUUGGUGAUAUUGCUGUUCCUGUCCGAUGGUGCUCACCAAAAUCAUUACAGUGUACAGAAUCCUCAAUCGAAACAAAAGUAUUAACAAAAGAAGCAAAUGUUUGGUCAUUUGGUGUAGUUUUAUGGGAGUUGUUUGAGUUUGGGAAACUGCCCUACCAGGAGCUUAGCAAUGAUGAUGUCAUUCAGAAAGUUAUUAUUGAAAAAACGAUACUGCUGGAUCAACCUACUACAGCCUGUGCUCAUAUUGACAAAAUAUAUCAGGUUAUGAAACUUUGCUGGGUUGAAAGUGGGGAACAACUUGAGAUGCACACACUGGUAACUUUGUUGACACAUUUGUAUAAGAACAAAAAUGUCAUGUCUGUUGGGAAUGAAGACUUUGAGAGUAAAUGGCAAGCCUUGCAUACAUUUCCUAGAGAAUAUAGUCUUCCUUUUAUAGAUGCUUCCAGCCACAGCAUGAAAUUUGAAAAUAAUUUUGUUCCUGAAACCACUGUACAUAGCCAUGCUAAAAAAAUAGAUAGCUCAAUGUCUUCCACAGACUUAUCCCAGUUGCCAUGUGAAACACCAUCUUAUGAAUCUUUUGUAACAGGUGAUGAAGAACUACAUGAAAGUAUAUCUCCUAGCUUACAGAACCUCAAAAGGAGUGUAGAAGAGUCAUCAGUUCAGGCAGAACACAUCACAGGAAAAGAGGAGAUACCUGCAACAGAACUACUACCAUAUCAAAACUUGGAUGGUAAAGACAAAAAUGAAUCCAUUUAUCAAGAUGGAGUCAAUAUGCAAUCUACAGAAAUGACACAACUAAUGACCUCCACUGGGCUUGAAGAAUCUGGUAUUAUCAAUGCCACUCCAGUUGAGGAAAAUUUUGUACCUCUAUGCAACCUAACUAAGACUUUUUUUACUUCCAGAGAUAUGUUCCAGAAUGACCUUCAAACUACUAACAGAGUUCAGGAGGUUUUAAUAGCCAAUGCUACAACUGCAGAGAUCAGUAUCGAACCAGUAGAACUUGAUGAUUUUGACAGUCAUGAUAAACAGAAUGAUGAUUUGAAUAAAAGUGCCAUCAGUAGUAGUUUCAAAAUACCAGGCUCUCAGUAUUCCCCAUUAACAAGAACUUUUCAACAUUGUAACUUAGGCAAAGAUGAAGAUUUUCCCUUUACUGAUGAACUUCUAUCUAAUAAACAAGUGUUAGAACUUACUGAAUCUGACACUGAAAAUGUUGAUAGUGAAUCUGAUGUAAUAACUUUUCAGGGUACUAACCACAAGAGUCUAAAAAUGCAGCUGUACAACACAACAGUAAGUCUCUGUACAACUGAUCUGACCUUGACUGAUAAAAGCCAUACAAGUUCUGGGGAGCCUGAUGGAGUAAAUUCAGAUUCUUAUGAAAAAAUAUCUGAGAAUUUUAUGUUAGAAGAAAACUCUUCAGAAACAAUACUGACAAAUUUAUUGGGAAAGGAUUAUGAAGAGAAGGAAGACAGUGAAAAUUUAGAGCAAGAUGUUUCAACACAAUUAGAUAUAAGCAGUUCUUUGAAGGAUGGUCAGUUGCUUUCUGUUGAGAAGAAUUGCAAGAGAAAAGAACAUACUUCAUUUGACACUUCUGUGGAAACAGAAAGAUCAUUUUCCUGUAAAAAUAAAUCAAGUGUCCAGUGUGACUCCACAAACUCUAUGAUUAGUGGGGAAGAUCCAUUCGUGAAACAUAUUUCUACUGGAAGUUUUCAUUCAUUAGAAAAGGAAAAACCAAUGCAUGUUUUACAAACCUGUUUUGAUAAAGCAGCUACUGAGAAAGAUUUAAGUUCUGAAAACUCUGGGUUUUCAUUUUUAAGUGAUAAUUACUUGUACAGCCCUGAAAUGAUUGCUGUCACAGCUGAUUAUGUUGGUAAAGAGGAUUUAUUUUGUGGACUACCAGAAACUGAAAAUAAACAAUUUGGGGCUUAUGAAUCUAAAUUAGGUAGAGCUGUUUUGUGCAAAGACAAAGAAAAGUUGUUUGGACAAGAUGAUGAAAUAGAAAAAAAUGAAGGUGAAGAAGGUUAUGUAUUUCAGCAAAAAUAUAGUGUUAUUGAUGAUUUAAAUAACUUGUCAACUUUUAUGUUCAAUGAGGAUAAUUUCAACUCUGAAGUAAAAGAGAAACCAGUAAUUCCACCAAAGGAAUGUCUGGAAAAUGAAGAAGAUGGUGUUCAGGAUUUAAAAUCAGAGAAUGGAUUUGAAACAAAAAAAGACAAGUGAAGAAUUUA